GUUUUUCAUUUUGGGCGGCCUGUCUGAGCCACAGUCAUGGUGUGCAUUCCCUGUAUUGUGAUUCCUGUCCUGUUGUGGGUCUACAAGAGGUUCCUGGAGCCUUUCCUCUAUCCUUUUAUUUCACCAAUAAUUAAUACAUUCUGGACUAAAAAAGCCGUCCAGGAGACUGGAACCAGUGACCAAAAAGUCAGUGAAAAGAGCAAUGGGACUCUCAAGGCUGAAAGCAAUGGUGAUGCGACGGCCAAUGGAUCCACUAUAGCAGCAGAUAAGAAGACGGAUUGACAGCUCCAAAUGUUUAGAAUGCAUCAAACACAAUGUACAUAUUUCAUUAAUAUAAAAUAGAGAAACUAUAAAUUAACUUAUCAGUCUUCUUUUAAUGGAGUGGUUUUAUAACCUUCCAAACCGUGUGUACCUUGUUUUAAUUUUUUCAUUGACAGUCACUUUAAGAACUUGGUAAUUGUUCAAAUAUUUUUCUCACUAAUCAUGGAUUGAUACAUGCAUUUUACUGUAUUGAAUAUUCAAUGUUAAUGGAAUCGUUUUUCUAUGUCAAACCUGCAGUUUAAUGAACGAAUAAAAGAAAACCUUCAAAAGA
This is a messenger RNA of Morone saxatilis (striped sea-bass), 592 nucleotides long. RefSeq names its product UPF0729 protein C18orf32 homolog (gene c21h18orf32). The record is from RefSeq and is a predicted model, not a curated record. NCBI's taxonomy places the organism in Eukaryota, Metazoa, Chordata, Actinopteri, Moronidae. Gene Ontology annotation, biological process: positive regulation of canonical NF-kappaB signal transduction.